AUGUAUAUUCCGAGACAACAAAUAGUGACGGGCACCGAGUCGCUGCUACUGACAGUGCCUUUGGUGGGUGACCAAACCUCCGAACCUUUGAGUUUCACGUUUGCAUCGAGAGCCGCGCUACCAUCCACCAACGCGACGACCGACAAUGACAAAACGCCUCCAACGUACAGUGGGACAGCAACAGCAUUUAUUGCUGUGAGUGUUACUGUCCUCAUAUUCCUCGCCUUCACUGUGGCAUAUGUGGUCUAUCGCAAGGUUCACAACGCCGAGGACGAUUCGGACGCCGAGUCAUCGACAUCAGACUCGGCCUGGCGGAUCGAGACAGAAUAUGGCUCCCCCAGCAAUACCAUUGCCGCCAAACACCGCAGGAGGAUCAAGAAGCUCGAGCAAGUGGCUCCCUCGCAAACAUUGAGCCACUGGCGCUCCGACAAACAAGAACACCACGUCAAGACGUUCGCCACCAUUUCAACGAAGCUCAUCUGUGCCAUUUGCCUGGACGUGAUGCAGGACUCCGACACCAUUCGGGAACUGCAAUGUUGUCAUGUCUACCACACGAACUGCUUGAAUCUCUGGGUCGAACGUGGGCAUCAUGACUGUCCCUUGUGCAAGUACGAUAUCCUGGGAGCCCACCAGGAUCCCCAAAAGGCACGCCCAGCCGACCACGCCGCGUCAGAAGGCGAUUCGCAAUCCGACCACCAGGAUGGUCCGCGUGAACAUCCUGCCGUGACGGCGUCGAGAGAGUUGGAAAGUCGGAUACAACAAGCGAAUGCGCCCGAAGCUACUGGUACCGCCGCCGCCGUCCCGUCAUCAGCUGCCAACACUGAUGUCGAGGCACAAGCCACGAGCCAUAGCGAAAAUGCCGGAGAGCCUACUGAGCGGCAAGUACCUUGA
This is a messenger RNA of Exophiala oligosperma, 891 nucleotides long. RefSeq lists its product as uncharacterized. NCBI's taxonomy places the organism in Eukaryota, Fungi, Ascomycota, Eurotiomycetes, Chaetothyriales, Herpotrichiellaceae. The transcript is spliced from 2 exons. The record is from RefSeq and is a predicted model, not a curated record. The coding region runs from base 1 to 891 and encodes 296 amino acids.